Messenger RNA from Mizuhopecten yessoensis (Yesso scallop), 3478 nucleotides. Its product is annotated as testis-specific chromodomain protein Y 2-like. The record is from RefSeq and is a predicted model, not a curated record. NCBI's taxonomy places the organism in Eukaryota, Metazoa, Mollusca, Bivalvia, Pectinida, Pectinidae. Gene Ontology annotation, biological process: negative regulation of transcription by RNA polymerase II; chromatin organization. Gene Ontology annotation, molecular function: chromatin binding. The transcript has 5 exons. Gene Ontology annotation, cellular component: pericentric heterochromatin. Bases 28 to 786 code for a protein of 252 amino acids.
CAUCAUGGGAGAGUGCUACUAUUCAAAAUGGCUUCGGAUACAGAAUCAGGGUCAGAGUACGAGGUUGUGAAGAUUUUGCAACAAAGGCGCAGACGAGGCCUGACAGAAUUCCUGGUACGAUGGAGUGGCUUUGGACCUCAGGAAGAUUCUUGGGAACAAGAAGGCAAAUUGAAAAACUGUGGAAAACUUAUUCAAGAUUUCGUUAAAUCAAGCUUGACACCUGCUAAGAAAACAACAAAGAGGGCUUCUAGGUCACGAUCUUCAUCACGAUCGAGGUCAAGGUCACGGUCAAGAGGUAGAGCAUCAUCGAAAAGCCGAAAAUCUCCUUCGAGGAAAAAGGUAGCCACUCCAGUGACAGAGAAACCUGUGAGCAUCCGUCAGUCAAGGAGGUUAACUGCUGGUGCUGAUGUUGUAAAGGAAACAACAACUACAACCACAAGAACGGUGGAGGAAUUAAAACCGUUAAACAGUGUUGAUGAGGAUGUCAAACGAACAGUGGUUAAAGAAACCUGGACAACAAAGACCACACAAGCAAAGUCAACUGAUGACCGUAAACCAGCAUGGCAGCCUCAGCUUCCAGAGUUCCUCCGCCUGAACACAUCCGAUGUUCCUGUCAUGAUCAUCUUCUCGUGUAUAACCAUCAUCACACUUUGUUUUCUGCUGGAAAGAUAUGUCGAUUUUGAAGCGGUAUGGAACAGUCUGGCUGCAGGGUGUGAGGCAGUUAUUGCCCAAGUUGAGAGUCUAAGAUCAGGAAGUGAAAAGGUUGCGGCAGGAAAACAAAAGUGAAGCCCUUAGGACUGGACGAUUUUGACGUGAUUAUCCCUCCCAACCAUAAACUGUACAGACUGAAUGCAACAGGCAGCAUGUUUCUCCUCCUCUUGACAAAGAGUGUACUGGACGCGUGGAAGUGCCAUGGAGAGAGACAAAGUAUCGUUCUCCUCCUCCUCCUCCUGACGAAGAGUGUACCGGACGUGUGGAAGUGCCACGGAGAGAGACAAAGCAUUGUAAAAAGAUGUUGUGACGGAAUAUGUAAAUUACCCCUUGCUAACCAUGUAAACACUGUAAUAUUCUUAAACAUUUUUAACCUAGUAUUGUUGAUUUUUUUAAUGAAAUGUGUUAACUAUUUUACUAAGAAGUAUUAGGUAAGCUACUCUUUGCAAUUACAAUUAAUCCUCUUACAAAAGUAAUGAAAAUAUUGUAUACCGGUCAAGUAAUUUCUGUUUAAUGUUUUCUUCUCUUUUUUUUUCAUGUGGUAGAUUCCAAUGAGUUUUGUGUUUGUAACAGUUACGUAUAAUUGACCGUCUCAUGUCUGUGGAACCUUGCAAUUGUGCUUUGUGACAUGUGACUGAACGACUGUUGAAAGCUAUAUUUUAUAAAGCUGGUUGUAAAGUGGUAGUGAAAUCAGGGAUUUGGGUUCAGGGAGAUAGCUCAAUACUCCUCUACGAUGGCUGGCUGGCUGGUCCACUGUAAAUAUUGUGCACAGCUUAAUCAUUGUGAAACUUUGCUUCAAGAAUUGUCCUCUAUAUUUUAAGCUCUAACAGGUAGUAAACUUUUUAGGAUUGCAAUCUCUUAUCAAAACUUAAGCUUGAAUGACAAAGAGCUUCUUUCCGGGAGGUCAAACAAUUUACUCAUUCACCCCUGAAGACACAUUUGAACUCUUCCAAUUCAAAGGUUGGGAUAGUUCAUAAUAAAACUCCAGAGGUGAAUAAGUUAAUGAACUGCAAUAUAAAAUAUAAAAUCAUGCCAAUCAACAUAUGAUGAACUGGUUAUGUGAUGCCUUCCAAGGUCUUGCUAGUGAUUUCUUCUGAAACAGUCAGAUACAUAUGUUUUAGACUAACCACAAGUAAACUAACAAUAGGAUGGUAUUAAAGAUAUAUCCAAAUAAAGCAUGUUACAAUAACUGCUAGGGACCAAAGUAUGACAUGUUUAAAGUGCUGAAUGAAAUCAUUGGUAAACGUGUUAAUGUUGUAUAUACAUGUGUUAUCUAGUUUAGUCUAUAUGAGAGUAAACCAGUCUUAGUAAAAAGAUUAAAACGAUGUUGAAGAAAGGUAUACACACAUCCUCCAACUGACAGGUGAACUUCCUGUUCCAACUGACAGGUGAACUUCCUGUUCCAACUGACAGGUGAACUUCCUGUUCCAACUGACAGGUGAACUUCCUGUUCCAACUGACAGGUGAACUUCCUGUUCCAACUGACAGGUGAACUUCCUGUUCCAACUGACAGGUGAACUUCCUGUUCCAACUGACAGGUGAACUUCCUGUUCCAACUGACAGGUGAACUUCCUGUUCCAACUGACAGGUGAACUUCCUGUUCCAACUGUCAGGUGAACUUCCUGUUCCAACUGACAGGUGAACUUUCUGUUCCAACUGACAGGUGAACUUCCUGUUCCAACUGACAGGUGAACUUCCUGUUCCAACUGACAGGGUGAACUUUCUGUUCCAACUGACAGGUGAACUUCCUGUUCCAACUGACAGGUGAACUUCCUGUUUGUUGAUGAUACCAAGGUCAACUUUCACCAGUUGAAGCAUUCAAUCUGUACAAAAUGCCAAGACCAAUCAAAUAAUUGUAUUGUUGAUCCUAGUCACAAAUUUCUACUUGGCCAUCGAACAUUUUAAUUUUUAAUUUUACGUGCACAUGUGAAAAUUGCAACAUCUGAUGCAGAAGAUCAUGUCUUGUGUCUUUUAUAACCAACCAUUUACAAUUAUUAAACAGAAAAUAUAUUCAUACAGCAAUUUUGCUAUCAUUUGUGUAAAGCUGACAUUUCAUUUUAUUAUCAUUUUAUAUGUCGGUUGACUAUGUACUACCCACCGUUUUGUGUAGGUCCCCACCAAUCCAUAGCUUUGUGUGUAUCAGUCCAAGUGCAAUGAUAUCCAUGUAUUGUUCUCCCAGGAAACUUUCAGAAAGGAUCAAGGUAGUUGUCUACGUUCUGUAGAGGCAGCAUACAAGUAGCGUGACAAGGUUGGCUUUACAUAGAAUCAUGUUAGAAGAAAGAAAGGGAGCAUGAUACUCUCGCAAAAUCAGGCAAAGAGCGAAGACAGAAUGCUUAAAAAAGGAAAUAAAAACAUGCCUGUUUGAGAUAGUUAAAUGAUGUGUUGUGCAGAUAGAAAUGUCUCUGGAGAACUGUUUAUACCUGCUUACAACAGCAUGGAUACCUUAUUUCAACAUAAUCUCACCAUUUACCUUUUUGAAGUAUAUUUUCUUAAACACUUCAGUAGUAAUGCCUUGCAUGGGCUCAUUGAAUUGUCAUAUAUGUAAUUUUUUAUUGACAGAUUUUCAUGCACGUUUAAAUGAUGUUUCUUGUUUCUUGAUGAAAACUUAAUGGAGUGAUUACAGGUCUCGCACGCAGCUGUUUUAUUAGAAUCCGCAAAAUUUUAAUGCGGAAGUUGUUGGAAAACUGACAAAAUGGUGGAAGUAUCAACAUGUGGUGUUAAGUGUACGACUGUGUGUUACCUGUUUGUGUGUUUAUAUCAUUACAAA